Messenger RNA from Meloidogyne enterolobii, 276 nucleotides. Lineage: Eukaryota; Metazoa; Nematoda; Chromadorea; Rhabditida; Meloidogynidae. The record is from the annotation of a GenBank genome assembly.
AUGGAAGAAGAAGGUUAUUCAAAUGAUUGGUUUUUGGAUGAUAUCAAUUCAAGCUUAAACACAAUUCUCGCCAUGAUUAAAACUGACACUCAACAAUUACCUCAACUUGAGUUACUUGGACAAAUUAGGCAGUGUUUGGAAUGUUUGGCUUGCUCUUCUCCUGAAGAAAUGGCUUCGCAAAGAGUGCGGUUUGUUAGUCUUUCGUGGCCUGCCGAUUUGCGUGUUGUUCUCCAAAGGCUUUUUAGAACGUUUGGAAUACGUAAAGUUUUCUUUUAA